AUGGCCGUUGAGCCGAAACUAGACACAAACUUGGUUUGGAAAAAUGUGUACACCAGACUUCCAGUUAACAUAGACUUUCAAAGACUUCCAAAGACAUCCAGAGACUUCCAAAGACUUCCAAAGUUUCCCAAAGUUUCCCAAAGACUUCCAAAGACAUCCAAAGACUUCCAGAGACAUCCAAAGAAUACCAAAGACUUCAGAAGACAUCCAAAGACUCCCAAAGACUUCCAAAGACAUCCAAAGAAUUCCAAAGACUUCCAACGUAGCAGUACGGCUUGCGUGGUGCUCCUCAACGCCGAGACCUGCCACCUCUACACCGCCAACAUCGGCGACAGCGGCUUCAUGGUGGUGCGACGCGGCGAGGUUGUACGUCGCUCCGAAGAGCAACAGCACUACUUCAACACGCCCUUCCAGCUGUCGCUGCCGCCGCCUGGAUACAGGCAGGAGGUGCUCUCCGACAGACCAGAUUCGGCAGUCACAGAGGAUUUUCCGGUAGAGGACGGGGACGUUAUCCUGGUGGCUACCGAUGGGGUGUUCGAUAAUUUGCCGCACAACCUCAUCGUCAACGAGCUCGUUAAGGUAGGAAAAAAUGAAGGGUUCAUCACAAAGCAAGCAGUGGACGAUGCAGAUUCGCUAACAAUACAGACAGCUAUUGAAAUGUCUUCCUCUACCCAAAUCACCGUUGUUGGAGAAGAUGUAGAUCUACUUAUUCUACUCAUAGCUUUGGCUCCAGCAGAACGCAACAUUUAUUUUCUCAAACCAAAAAAAGGCAAUGUAUUAAGGCAAAAUGGUACUGUUCCCGCGAACUACAAACCAAUAUUAAAUAACAGAGCAAUAUCCUUCUCUCACAUACCUUUAGGGGUUGUGAUACCACAUCAUGUUUCUUUAAAAAAGGAAAGUUGGAAUGCUUCAAACUCAUGA
Phaedon cochleariae (mustard beetle) is the source of this 921-nucleotide messenger RNA. Lineage: Eukaryota; Metazoa; Arthropoda; Insecta; Coleoptera; Chrysomelidae. The record is from the annotation of a GenBank genome assembly.